Molecule: messenger RNA, 1265 nt
Organism: Pygocentrus nattereri (red-bellied piranha)
Lineage: Eukaryota; Metazoa; Chordata; Actinopteri; Characiformes; Serrasalmidae
Gene: wbp2
Product: WW domain binding protein 2
Exons: 8
Coding region: 168-959 (263 amino acids)
Biological process (GO): positive regulation of DNA-templated transcription
Cellular component (GO): nucleus
Molecular function (GO): transcription coactivator activity; chromatin DNA binding
Source: RefSeq, a predicted model, not a curated record
GCUGGACCAUAUCGGCCCGCAGCGGGUCCAGUCGUCUCAUCUCGAUCAGUCAUCGUUGUCAGUGCGAGUGAAACGUUUCCAGCCGUCAGAACCACUACAGCCUAACAGCGAGCGGGAGUGGAGCCCGGCCAGCGUGUGAAUGCGAAGGAAAGCGGCGGAGAAGCACAAUGGCCCUCAACCAGAACCACUCCGAGUCCGGCGGAGUCAUCAUCAACAACAGUGAGAGUGUUUUGAUGUCUUAUGAGAAUGUGGAGCUGGCGUUCAAUGAUGCAGACCGCUUGCCAGACCUUUUUAAGAAGAGCAAGAAGGGGAGCAUCUUUCUCACACCGUACAGGGUGAUCUUCGUGACGAAGGGGAAAGAUGCUCUGCAGUCCUUCAUGAUGCCGUUCUACCUGAUGAAGGGCUGUGAGGUUAAACAGCCUGUGCUUGGGGCCAACUACGUCAAGGGCACCGUGAAUGCUGAACCAGGGGGUGGUUGGGAGGGGACUGCCACCUUCAAGCUGAUCUUUAUCGCUGGAGGAGCCAUUGAGUUUGGCCAGUACAUGCUGCAGGUGGCAGCUCAGGCCUCUAGAGGGCAGCCUGUAGUUGGCAACGUUGGAUGUGCAUACAUGGCCAACGGAGCAUAUGCAUGCCCACCUCCCCCUUCAGCUAACGGAAUCUACUCCACUGGUCCUCCGCCUCCUGGCUACUCCUACCCUGGGCCCCCACCUCCAGGUGCAUUCUACCCCAACCCUCCUGGUUUUGAUGGUCCAGCAGCUUACAUGCCUCCUCCCCCAUAUUCUGCAUCAGUGGCCCAGUCUUCUCUAGACCCAGUCCUACCCCGGACACCUGCAGCGGAGGCAAAAGCAGCAGAGGCAGCAGCCAGCGCAAGCUCUUCCUCCCUCGCGUCGACUCAUGUUUAUCUGCCAGAAGACAAGCCUCCACCUUACUCGCCACCUGAAGACAAGAAGAACCAAUAAAUUUCUGACCAGCAGUUCCACAGCUAGCCCUCAGUCUUCUCUCUCUCAUACACAUGAUCUUAAUAGCAGCAUUUCAUUUCAUUAGCUCAACUAAUAGUGUCCUCUUGUAAAGCUACUUGCAGUAGCUCGAGCCUUUGCCAGGUGGUAGCAAAUGCGAUUCCCAGUAUCUGUACUGUGGGGAGUGAGAGGAAAGCAGAAAGUUUCUGAUUUCAUUGCCUAAAUCAGAGGUACUUAGAACUUUAGGACUGUUAGCUUAUCAGCAGUGACCAGUCACAACGGUAAAUUACAGGAUUCCUUAAUUUUAUU